UUUUUUUUCCCAUAGCCCACACUCCACCCCCAUACCCGGGCCCACCUCCAUUUGACAAACCUAAAGAUUGUGCACAAGAUAUGAGAUACAACGCCCCACACCCACAUUUUGGUGUUUCAUGUACAAAUGCAGAGGACCCCAAAUUGUAUUAUAUACAAAACCCACAAACCACUCAAUCGGUCUGUCUAUCCCCUUCUUGCUUCUUGCCUUGCCUUUUUUUGCCCUAUUCAAUAGGGUUUCUUGGUGAUCUUUUGUUUUGUGAUCUUCAUCUCCUUUUCUUUGUUUUUUCUGUUGUCUGAUGCGUUCAGUUUUUCUUGAGGCCCUGUUGAUAGCUGUGGUUCUCUUUGAUCUGAUUGUUUUUGCUCUUGCCGGAGUGUUUUUUGGGCUUAAGCGGUUUGAAACUCACGCCUCUGAUCUUUUCACAAUCUUGCCAUGUCUAAAGUUCUUGAUUUCACCGGUGAUAAGGGAUUUUACUCAGGAGGGUUUCUUUACCAAAACCCUAAGGAGAGUCUGUUCCUGUCUCGCGGGAGGCAUGUCGACUUAUAUUUCCCUCCUCGCAAGAGAUCCCGUGUCACUGCACCCGUUUUCUUCACAGAAGAACCCAAAAAAAGCCAUCCAUCGAUCGAUAUUCUUCCCGACGAGUGCCUGUUCGAGAUUUUCAGGCGGCUUCCUAGCUGCCAAGAGAGAAGUGCAUGCGCUAAUGUGUCUAAGCGUUGGCUCAUGCUUUUGAGUACCAUCUGCAGAGAAGAAAUCUUCACAACGGCUCAAAAAUCCACCGAGCCUAAUGAAACAGAGGCCGAAUCAGACGGCUUUCUAACGAGGUGCUUGGAAGGAAAGAAAGCCAGUGAUGUCCGAUUGGCCGCUAUUUCUGUGGGGACCACUGGCCGAGGUGGACUAGGAAAGCUCUUGAUCCGUGGGAAUAAUUCCACCGUUAGACUUACGGAUUGUGGGUUGAAAACUGUAUCACGCGGAUGCCCUUCUUUGAAAGCUCUCUCCCUAUGGAAUUUAUCCUCCGUGGGCGAUGAGGGUCUCUCUGCAAUUGCAAAUGGCUGCCAUUCGCUAGAGAAGCUCGACCUCAGCCAUUGCCCAGCCAUAACAGAUAAAGGCUUGAUUUCGAUUGCUAGGAACUGCCCGAAUCUGAAGUCCGUUAUACUCGAAUCUUGCGCAAACAUCGGUAAUGCCAGCCUGAAAGCUCUCGGUCAAAGCUGCCCUAAUCUGAAGUCCAUUACCCUGAAAAACUGCCCGCUCGUUGGCGAUCAGGGUAUCGUGGGUUUGUUUACCUCGGCUGGUAACGUACUCACAAAGGUGAAUUUGACUUCGGUUAACAUAAGUGAUGUCUCUCUUGCUGUGGUGGGGCAUUACGGGUCUGCUUUGACUGAUCUGGCAAUUGGAGAUUUACGAAACGUGAGCGAGAGGGGCUUCUGGAUGAUGGGUAAGGGCCAAAGUCUUCAAAAGCUGAAAUCUUUAUCUGUAACUUCUUGCCCGGGAGUUUCGGAUAAAGGGUUCAGCGCAAUUGGUGAAGGCUGCCCGGAUUUGAAAACGGUCUCCCUUCGAAAGUGCCCGCUUGUUUCUGACAAUGGGGUGGUAGCCUUUGCCAAGGCUGCUGUUUCGCUCGAGAGUCUUAAGCUUGAGGAGAUUCAUAGGGUUUCACAAGUAGGUGUUUUUGGUGUGCUCGUGAACAACAAUGGGAAACUAAAGGCGUUUGCUUUGGUCAACUGCUUGGGGGUUAAAGACGUGCCCGUACGAUUUACAGUGACUGUUUUUUGCAAUUCUCUCAGGUCAUUAGUUAUUCGCAACUGCCCUGGUGUGGGAAAUUUCGGGUUGGGCGUUUUGGGUCAGCUUUGCCCCAACUUGACCCAUGUGGAACUCACGGGGCUUGAGGGAAUAACUGAUUCUGGAGUUUACCCACUUUUUCAAAGAUCAGAAGCUUGUGUUGUAAAAGCAGUUCUAAGCAGGUGCGUGAACCUUACUGAUAACAUUGUCUCUCAAAUAAUCAAGAUUCAUGGGGUGACUUUGGAGGUGCUAAAUCUCGACGGUUGCAAGAAUGUAAGUGAUGUGAGCUUGAUUGAAGUUGCGGAAAAUUGCUCUGUAUUAUCUGAGUUGGAUGUUUCGCAUUGUGGAAUAACGGAUACUGGGAUAGGAUUCUUGGCUGGGGCCAAGCGGCUCGGUAUUCAGAUAUUGUCUCUUGCGGGUUGCAAUUCGGUGUCUGUGAAGAGCUUGCCUUCGUUAGGAAAGCUGGGUAAGACCCUGUUUGGGUUGAACAUUCAGCAUUGCUCGGGCAUAAGCUCCAGUGGUGUUAAUCUGCUUAUCGAGCAGCUUUGGAGGUGCGACAUACUCUCUUAAGGUUGAAGAAAAAAAAAGAAACUCUUUUUCAAGAAAACAAAUGUUUGUUAGUGGUUAUGUUAAGUAAGUUUUUGGGUCCAUCGUUAAUGGGUCUGGAAUGUUUGCAGUCCCCCUAGUUGACUUGUUUUGUUCUGGGUUGGGCAUGGCCAUUUUUUUGCAGCUGAAAAAGCUGUUUUUUUGUCGAUGGCCUUGUUUAGCUUAAGAAUUGCUGGCAGUGGGUGGGCUGGGAUAUUUUAGAUUCUUUUUAAGCGGGUUGUGUUUUAGAUGUUUGAUGGUUGCUUUUGACAGUUUUACGUUUCUUACCUUGUGUUAACUGGGGCUUUAGUUGUGGCAGAUGUGCUUGAUUUCGGUCUGCCAUGACAACCUAUUUAACGGUUGUUUUUUUCAUGCUUUUUACUGAAGCCCUGGUUUUGCAAGUGUUUUUUUAUAUGUGAACUGUCCUUAGUUCGAUCUUGUGAGUCUUCAAGAACUAUCUGUUUGCUUUGUUUGUAAGUGGUGUUGUGUUUGAAUAAAGGCUACUUUAAUGUAGCAUUGUUAAGAAAUCACAUUGUCUUUGCAUUUGUUUUAUGGUGAUGAGACAGUUGG
Molecule: messenger RNA, 2928 nt
Organism: Striga asiatica
Lineage: Eukaryota; Viridiplantae; Streptophyta; Magnoliopsida; Lamiales; Orobanchaceae
Source: the annotation of a GenBank genome assembly